AAUCAUGAUGUAUCCAAGGCUUGUGUUGAUGGCUUUGGUUUUCGUGACGUUAAUCGGACCUGCUGAUGCUGAACAAAUAAAAGCUCCAGACGAGUGUGUUGGUAAAGCGGAUGGAUCAGACUACAGGGGAACUGUAUCUGUCACAGUAUCAGGACACGUCUGCCAGAGAUGGGACUCUCAAUCACCUAAUAAACACAGCAGAACUGCUGAGAGAUACUCUGAUUCAGGACUGCAAGAGAACUAUUGCAGAAAUCCAGACGGUGAAUCAGGCGCCUGGUGUUAUAAUGCUGAGGGAACUGUGCCUCGAUGGGAGUAUUGUGAUAUACCUACAUGCAGUGUUGAAAGUGAUUGUCACGACGAUGCUGCUGAUUGCAUUCAAUGGGCUUCUUUGGGGCAUUGUGACACAGGAGAUUACAUUCUGUACAUGAAAGAGAACUGUAAAAGAAGCUGCAAUAUUUGCACAAAAGUGUAUUGUCCUCCACUCUCAGUGGAACAUGGAUUUCUAAGUCCGGGUGGUGAAGUCCCCGCAGGAGUUUCAGUCACGAUAUUCUGUGAUGUAGGAUACAGACUUGAUUCAGAAUCAAAUACCACUGCUAAAUGCACGGAGUCAGCUGUUUACAGUCACAAAAUAGAUUCGUCGACAACAUGCAUCCAAAUUACAAAAGAGCGCCGCGAAAAGUUUGCCAAUUUUGAAUUAAAGGAAUACAACUAUUCGGACAUUCAUAGAAAGCAAAUCUUUACAACUGAUAUGGUGUUGGAAGUUUCCUCGACCUUCUACAUUCAUGCUCUAUUCACUGGAGAUUAUGGAAAAGGAUGUGGAUUCACAUUUAACCUUGUGGACAACGAUGACUACAGCAUGUAUCAUCUCGACUUUCGACUUCACAAUAAAAACAGAUACAGAAAGCUAAUUGUAUCUUCGAAAAUAAGCAAAUAUCAAUGGGCAGAAGGAUUUGAAGCAAACUUGCCUGAUUUAACGAGAGAAAACGAGAUAUAUGUGCUGGUAACUGAAAAGUAUUAUGUACUGACUAUCAACAGAAAAGAGAUAGAGCAGAAAUUUAAGGUCGACCUGAAUAGAUUACGAAAAUACAAAGGGAUGAUGAUAAAAUACUAUGGAAAGUGCAUGCAUAUUCUUACAAAUAGAAGUUACAUGACAAACGGAGGGGGAUUUCUAUUCAGCUUAAUAGAUAAGCACAAUAAAAAUAUAAGAUUAGGACAAAAUGCCGGUCUUCUUGUUGCAAACCGAGCUGGAUACUCCAAGGCUGGAGUAGUUUGCGGACAGAACUUCAAUGACAAAUCAGCUAAUCUGAUUUGUCAAGAAAUGGGAUACAGAGGAGCUGAAAACUGGACAAUAGGUCAAAAUUGGAACGUACAAAAACAUUACGAAACAAUGUUGUCUGAAGUGGUUUGUGACGAAGAUAACGAAACGUUCAGAGAAUGUGCUUAUAAAACCCUGAACGCAUCUGUUUGCAAUCAUCAUCAAGACGUAUUCCUGACUUGCUUUUCAAACAAAGAUACCUGUAAGAUUUCACAACACAACAGCUUCUUGAAAAACAUCUGCACAGACUACAAUGGAAAUAAAUACUUCCAAUGUCUGGAGUCUGAGACGUUUUACAGUAUCGAAGCAGCUUUGCCUGGAUGGAGUAAGUUUAGUGAGUUGUGUGAAAAUGAUCCUAAGUUCUAUCAAACAUGUGGUGCAGGACACAAUGAAGAGCUGAAGUCCGAUGACAACUUCUUUUGCGGGUACUAUAUCUGCCAAGAGAAGAAUGGAAUAUUCACCAGUGGAUACAAGGCUGACAUUUCUUACUCGUGCAACAAGGAGAGCGAGUGUGUUAACACUGACUUGGACGAAGCUAACUGCACGCAAUACAGUGGGACAAAUUUAACUCGAUCAAAAAUAUGUGAUGGAUAUUGUGACAUAGAAUACUGUGAGGAUGAAUUAGAAUGCAAUGGAUACCGCUAUGGAAUAAACUGCGGAGAUCACUAUUGUCCUCCUAAUCUGGUGGGACUGGAGGAUCAUCAGAAUACCGCUUCAUUGACAAAGAAUAUGACAACUUUUGGCGCAUUUAGGGAAAUAUUUGAAACUAAUCUUACCAUUCAUAGUUGCAAUCACUUUCUCAAACCAUACUCGAUUUCGGAUGUCAUCGGGCUGGAAGAUGAAUCCCCACUCCCAGUCCCUAUUCUGAACUACACCAGAUGCAGCCCCUUCAAGUAUACACAAGCAGCUAUUGACAAAGCUUUCUGGUUAAAUCAAACAUACAGUCCAUAUUGUGAAGACUAUCUAGAUCAAACAAACUGUUCCGACCCCUCCAAAGUUGGUUUAUCUUGCAGAGUCAAUGGAUAUCAGGCGACCGUUUCGGAACAAAUGUUGUGUCAUGGAAUAAAAGAUAUGAGCCUAUGUAGUGAUGGAAUAGAAAAUGUGUGCGUUGAUCUUUCAUCCACAUGUAGCAAUAUACACAAACAUAAAAUGUGUGACAAUACUUCAGACUGUUAUGAUGAAAGUGAUGAAGAAAACAUCAUCUGCUCGCUACUCACUGAGGAUACUUGUCGUCGACGAGUUGGUGACAAAGAUUUGAAAAUACCACUUGCCUGGUUAAAAGAUGGCGUAAAAGAUUGUAAAGAUGGGGAAGACGAACUGAACGAAUGGCCAACUUGUGGAAUGGGCGAAACUGUUCGUUUUGUGACCCAUAGCGAUAUAAAAUCUUGUACAGAUGACUACAUCUGCUUACAUGGAGACAAAAAGUUCAUCGGAAUGGAUGAAUUCUGUGACGGAGUAGAUACAUGUGGAAAUGAAAAUGCUGUAUGCAAACUAUCGCGAGACAAGCCUGAUGUUCAUGGAAUGCAUGCUACGAUGUCAUCAACAGAUACCGUCCAAAUAUCUUAUUGUCUUAAAGGACUAACGACAUUGGAAAAGCUCGCCUCAAAAUGUAAUCCAAGGAAUUUUAACUAUCCAAAGGGGAAUGUUUUUGGGUUGACGGAAAGAAAAAAGUUAUUUCUGCCCAAAAGUAUAUUCAACUGCGAAUAUUUGCAUGGAGAACUGUACAUUUACAUGAGUUGUGAAGGGAAAUGCAGUAAUGAUGCCAAAUGUCCACUGGUAAAGCCAGUCAGUCAUGAUUCCUGUCCGGGACAGUUUCCCGAUCGAGUUUAUACGGUAGUCGAUAAUGAUCAACUGACAUUUUUGAUAAACACUGAAGAAUCGUACAGCAGUGAUAUAUUCGUAUGUGAAAACAAUCGUUGUGUGACCUUUGACAAAGUCUGUGACCUAGUUGAUGACUGUGGAGAUGGAAGUGAUGAAAUAUUGUGCACGAAUCAUUUUCGAUGUAAAGAUAGUAAAGCUAGCCUGAUCGCAAUGACGCAGCAGUGUGAUGGAGUAUUUGACUGCAUGGACCUUUCUGAUGAGUGUAAUGAACGCUGUGGCAAAAACAUUAUCGAAGAUAAAAUUCUUAAGGGGGUUUCAUGGGCGAUUGGAAUCUUGGCAGUCAUUCUAAACUGUGUAGUUUUGAUUCAAAGCAUAACUGCCUUUAAAAAGUGUUCUACAGCUAUGUCAUUGCUCAAUAAACUCCUCAUCAUGCUUAUAAGCCUGGGGGAUUUCCUAGUCGGAGGAUACCUGCUAACAAUUUCUGUUGUUGAUCAUGUCAAGGGUGACCAGUAUUGCCAAACUCAAAAGGCCUGGUUGACAAGCACAUCUUGCUCGGUGCUAGGUGUUGUCAGCACUGUUGGUUCCCAGUUCUCUCUCUUCUCGAUGACUAUACUGAGCAUUGCUAGAAUGUACGGAAUCAAGAAUGCAAUGAAAUUGGGUGGUCACUUGUCAAAGAUUGGCGUGCUCAAAAACAUUGUCAUCAUCCUCACAGUUAUUAUUGCAUCUUUUGCAAUAGCAAUGAUUCCGCUCCACCCUUCCUUGGGUGACUACUUUGUGAAUGGCUUAUCAUACAGCACUAAUAUUCCGCUUUUUGCUGGCUUUCCUGACAAAAAUAAACACAAAAGUGUGCUUAAGGCUUACUAUGGGAGAAUGAAAGAUCGGGAUCUUUCUUGGAAAGUGAUAAUCGAUCUAAUGAACAGUAUGUUUACGUCGAAUUAUGGUGGACUUACUCAUACAGAAGCCGGUUUCUAUGGCAACGACGGUGUCUGCCUUUUUAAAUACUUCGUUGGAGCUGAUGAUCCGCAAAAACGGUAUGUUUGGGCUAUAUUGAUGAUCAACUGCGUUUGCUUCAUGGUGAUAUCACUGUCAUACAUUGUUAUUGCUGUGACAUCAACCAGAUCUUCCAAAAGUCUUACAAAGAACAAAUCAAACACUAUGGUCAGGCACAGAAACCGGAAAAUGAACCGCAAAGUAGCAAUCAUCAUCUUCACUGACUUUUGCUGUUGGAUACCUUUUAUUGGUACGUGUGCUCUGCACACUAUUGGUGUUAUAGACGCCAGCCCAUGGUAUGCUCUGUUUUCAAUUUUGGUGCUGCCAAUCAAUUCAGUGAUAAACCCCCUGCUGUACGACAACACCUUGACAACAAAAGUCUCUGCUAGUGUGAAAAGUGUGUCACGAUCUGGAAAAUCUUGGGCAACACUUACAUCGCUUAACUUAAAAAAAGUAGAUAAUGAUGAAAAAGUACCAAAUGCUGGUUGCAUCACAGCAGAGGAGCUCCCAGGCCCUUCAAAUAAACCGAAUAAUAUGGAGAUGGCUCGAAGGGCAUGUAAAAACUUCCAGGGUAUUGCCGAAGAAAGUAAACAGACUCCGGGUAAACGCACCAAAGACAUAUCUGAUGUUUAAUUAAGUGGGAUGAGUCCUCUGCGAUCUCAUUUGAUCUAUGCAUCCAUUCACAUUUGAUCCAUUUGGUUUUGGUAUGCUUUACAGAUUACAAAGAUACGCUUUCACUUUGGGUGGGGGUGGGGGGAGCCAUUUUUGAGGAAAGGAAUUUGCAAUAUGACAUUUGUGGUGAAAUUCAACAGGAAUACGCAGAGACUUGGUGGAUUGAACUCUUAUUUCAUUUUAUAUUGUUUUGUGAUUGGUUCUGUCACUAUACCUUUUUCUUUGGGAUUGAAAUGCACAAAAUCGCUGCAUAUUUUGAUUUUUAUUUAUUGAAAAGGAUUUAACAAUUUGUAGGCAAUCAAAAAUGGCAAAUAUUGUCGAAUCCAUAUCUUUAAAAUCUUUC
Messenger RNA from Bolinopsis microptera, 5141 nucleotides. RefSeq lists its product as uncharacterized. The transcript has 11 exons. Gene Ontology annotation, molecular function: G protein-coupled peptide receptor activity; protein binding. Gene Ontology annotation, cellular component: plasma membrane. Gene Ontology annotation, biological process: hormone-mediated signaling pathway; activation of adenylate cyclase activity; adenylate cyclase-activating G protein-coupled receptor signaling pathway. Bases 5 to 4759 code for a protein of 1584 amino acids. The record is from RefSeq and is a predicted model, not a curated record. NCBI's taxonomy places the organism in Eukaryota, Metazoa, Ctenophora, Tentaculata, Lobata, Bolinopsidae.